AUGGCAUAUGACUAUGAGUAUGAUGAAUCGGGCCUUGCCUCGAGUUAUCUACUGUUAUCGAUGCUGGUUCCUGUGGCUCUUUACAUGACAUACGACCUAGUUGAUAGUUCUCCGAUCAGAAGGGUGCGAUGCUUUUGUUCUGGAUGCAAGAACAAGGAGGUGAACAGAAAAACGAAAAGAAAAGUGUUUACGAUGAUUAUAUGGGCUAUUAUAUCAUAUUUGAUCAGCAACAUAAGGACCCUGAAGAUUGAGUAUAAUAAGGGGUUUGACCCUCUGGAGGUGCUUGGGGUUGACGAAGGCACAGGAGAGAAGGAGAUUAAGAGGAAGCUUCGGAAGCUUCUGAUGAAGUACAACCUUAGCAAAGCACCUGAGGACCUCCGGAAGGAGUAUGAAGAGAAGCAAAAGAUCAUUAACAAAGCAUAUGGGCUUGUCAGUGAUAAGAAGAGAUAUGAGACAUGGCUGAACAGUGAAUCGAAAACCGGAGAGAUAAUUGCAAUACCUAAGGUGGUUAUCAAGAGAGGGAUUUAUGCAUUUGGCCUGUACUCUUUACUUCUUGGGGUAUUUCUCCCAAGAUGGGCCUACAGGAAGUGGAGGGAGAUCCGAGACCUCAACAGAGUAGGUGUUAAUUUCCGGACUAUGGAGACGUUCUAUGAAAAGAUUGAUGUUGGGAUGAAUCAAACAAAACGCCCUCUUGAAGUAGUGAUGAGGUUGAUUGUUCUUAUGACGAAGUCUGUUGAAUUCAGCGAGUAUAGAUGGAGGAGUGAUGUUGAGGGGUUAAGAAGCAAGAUCGAAAGUGGGUUUGCAUUUCCACUAAAGGAUUGUGGAAAGGAGAACAAGGGGUAUCUUGUGCUAAUGGAUCACUUGUUCAGGAUUGGGCAGGCAGAAAGAAGUGAUGUUGAAUAUGUGCAGAAGGUUUCUCUGAGAUUAGUAGAAGGGAUGAAGGCGAUUGGGAUAGCCAAGAGAUAUGGAGGGGUUGUGAGAAACCUUGUGAUUCUUGAGUCGAUGAUUAUCCAGGCUGUGUUUGAUGUGAAGUACUCUAUGCUACAGAUUCCCUUUGUGAAGUUUGAAGAUAUAUUUAUACAAGAGAACAGCAAGGAAAAGGUAUCUGUAGAAGGAUAUCUGGGGACACUUCCUUCUGGGGAAAAAAGGGAGUCCGCUCUGAAUGUAUACAAUAGUAUUCCUUUGGUUAAGAUAACUGAGUUCAGUGCAUCUGUGAUUGAGACAGGGGUAGUUAAAGACGAGGAUCAUGACGAGCCUUCUUCAUCUGAGAACUUGGUUACCCGGAAUGACUCUGAAGAAAGAGCAAGAGCUGCAAAGGCUGAUCAGGCUGUGUAUGUCAUUCCUGGAGGAAGCAUUGCGACGAUCAAUGUGGUUCUUGACCGUGAGUGCAAAGUUGAUGUUGGUGGAAAAGGAGAGAUGAUAGUGCAUGCACCGUUUAUGAAGGAGGUAUUUUUUGUCAAGUGGAUUGUGAUGCUGACCGUGGACAAUGUUAUCUAUGGAAAGAUAAAGGUUAUAGACGACUUUGAGAAAAGGACAAAUGUCAGGUUCAGUGUUGAUGUUGGGGAGAUAAAGAAGGCAUGUGAAUGUAGAGUGUUUGUAGGGUGCGGGGAGUAUAUGAAUAGAAAUGUAGAGAAGGGCAUUUUAAUCAAGAUUGAAUAA
Molecule: messenger RNA, 1659 nt
Organism: Encephalitozoon romaleae SJ-2008
Lineage: Eukaryota; Fungi; Microsporidia; Unikaryonidae
Product: preprotein translocase subunit Sec63
Exons: 1
Coding region: 1-1659 (552 amino acids)
Biological process (GO): post-translational protein targeting to endoplasmic reticulum membrane; SRP-dependent cotranslational protein targeting to membrane
Cellular component (GO): Sec62/Sec63 complex
Molecular function (GO): transmembrane protein transporter activity; RNA binding
Source: RefSeq, a predicted model, not a curated record